Drosophila navojoa is the source of this 1591-nucleotide messenger RNA. It is a transcript of the gene Sce, whose product is annotated as E3 ubiquitin-protein ligase Sce. The record is from RefSeq and is a predicted model, not a curated record. Gene Ontology annotation, molecular function: chromatin binding; ubiquitin protein ligase activity. Gene Ontology annotation, cellular component: ubiquitin ligase complex; PcG protein complex. NCBI's taxonomy places the organism in Eukaryota, Metazoa, Arthropoda, Insecta, Diptera, Drosophilidae.
CGCUAAGCAACACAGCUAUCGACUAAACGCAAAGUGAAGUGAAAAUUUGUGAAAAGACGAAAAGUUAAAGAAAUUGAAGUGUACUGAAGAGGAUGGCCUCGCUGGAACCAACGCAAAAUAAAACAUGGGAUCUAUCCCUAUACGAGCUGCAGCGCAAGCCGCAAGAAAUAAUCACAGACAGCACAGAAAUAGCCGUCUCUCCGCGCAGCCUACAUAGCGAAUUAAUGUGCCCCAUUUGCUUGGACAUGCUCAAGAAGACGAUGACCACCAAGGAGUGCUUGCAUCGGUUCUGCUCGGAUUGUAUUGUGACCGCAUUGCGAUCCGGCAACAAGGAGUGCCCCACUUGCCGCAAAAAACUUGUGUCCAAACGUUCGUUGCGCGCCGAUCCAAACUUUGACUUGCUCAUCUCGAAAAUCUAUCCCAGUCGCGAGGAGUACGAAGCCUCGCAGGAGAAAAUCAUGGCCAAAUUCAAUCCGACACAAUCUCAAAAGGCGCUCGUGAACUCCAUCAACGAGGGCAUCAAGCUGCAGUCGCAGAAUCGGCCGCAACGGUUUCGUACUAACAAGGGUGGUGGGGCUGCUGCCAACAACAAUGGAGGUGGGAACGCUGGCAAUGCUAAUCGUGGUGUGAAUGCUCACGAUACGGCCUCCAAUGACAGCAACAGCAAUACGAACGGUAACGAACGUGAGUCCCGGGAUACCGGUGGAGCAACCGGAGCUGCUGCACCCGCUGCCCCAGCCGCAGCAGCUACUACAACGCCCGUCAGCAGUAGUAGCAGCAGUAGCAGCAACGCCACUAACACCGCCACCACCACCCAGGCGGGCACAUCGGGCGCUAGCACCUCAUCGAAUCGCAUGCAAGUGGAUGAUGCAUCAAAUCCUCCUUCGGUGCGCAGCACACCUUCUCCGGUACCGUCGAAUUCGAGCAGCACGAAGCCGAAGCGUGCGAUGUCGGUGAUGACGUCGGAGCGUUCAGAGGAAUCAGAAUCUGACUCACAAAUGGAUUGUCGCACCGAGGGUGACUCAAAUAUCGAUACCGAGGGAGAGGGCAACGGCGAACUGGGCAUCAAUGAUGAAAUCGAGCUAGUCUUCAAGCCCCAUCCCACAGAAAUGUCCGCUGAUAAUCAGCUGAUCCGUGCACUCAAAGACAACUGCAUAAGGUACAUCAAGACAACAGCGAAUGCCACUGUGGACCAUCUCAGCAAGUAUCUAGCGAUACGCCUGACCCUCGACCUGGGCGCCGAUCUACCAGAAGCCUGUCGUCUGCUCAACUUUUGCAUCUACGUGGCACCCCAGCCGCAGCAGUUGGUAAUCUUGAAUGGUAAUCAGACGCUACAUCAGGUCAACGACAAAUUCUGGAAGGUGAACAAACCGAUGGAAAUGUAUUACUCAUGGAAGAAGACCUAAAGCGUUACCUUACCUAGUUAAAAGCAUUUUAGCUAUUAAGCAUUCAACACUAUAAAUAAUAUAUAUACUCGUAUAUAUAAUAUUUCAAUAUAUACAUGUUUAGUUUUAUCAUCUAUGUGCUUAACAAGAAUAUAUAUGUAUAGAAGUACACCAUCAAAUUCUAGAUGAUGUAUGUAGAAACCACA